Messenger RNA from Rhodamnia argentea, 627 nucleotides. RefSeq names its product copper transporter 4. Gene Ontology annotation, molecular function: copper ion transmembrane transporter activity. Gene Ontology annotation, biological process: copper ion transmembrane transport; intracellular copper ion homeostasis. Gene Ontology annotation, cellular component: plasma membrane. The coding region runs from base 23 to 499 and encodes 158 amino acids. Lineage: Eukaryota; Viridiplantae; Streptophyta; Magnoliopsida; Myrtales; Myrtaceae. The record is from RefSeq and is a predicted model, not a curated record. The transcript has a single exon.
GUCCGAGGGUUUUAAAACCUCCAUGCUCCACAUCACUUCCAUCACCACCCAAGAGCAAGAGAACUCAGUCCCAGAAACAGCUAUGGCGGACGGAAUGACGUCACACAACGGCGAGCUCAACAACACUCACAUCCAUCAUGCGAACCGGCUGGCGGUCACGCACAUGAGCUUCUACUGGGGACACAGCGUGAUCGUCCUGUUCGACCACUGGCCUGGGAACGACCCCGCCAUGUACGCUCUGGCCAUCAUCUUCAUCUUCUGCCUCGCUUUCCUCGUCGAAUUCCUCCUUGGCUUUGAGUUCGCCAAGCCGGGCGCAACCAAAGUCGGGGCUUGCCUUUUCAAGACGGGGCUUUACUUGGUGCGAUCGGCAGUUAGCUACAUGGUGAUGCUUGCAGUCGUGUCAUACAAUGGCGGCAUAUUCUUGGCUGCAGUCGGCGGCCACGCUGUGGGUUUCUUGAUUUUCCGGAGCCGGCUGUUCGGUAAGUGUGACGGGGAGUGAGGUUCGGGUUAGAAACCAGCUAGGUUUGCUUCUAUGUUAAUUCUUUUGUAAGCUCGCCUCUAUCCUUGAGUGUUCUCUUUGGCAUCAAGCAAUAAACGUAACUACACUAGUAGCAUGAUUCCCAUGCA